AUGCAAACGCUAUCUAUCUAUCUAUCUAUCUAUCUAUCUAUCUAUCUAUCUAUCUAUCUAUCUAUCUAUCUAUCUCAGUUAAUUAUCUAUCUAUCUAUCUAUCUAUCUAUCUAUCUAUCUAUCUAUCUAUCUAUCUAUCUAUCCUGUUAUUUAACGCUCCAAGAACUGCUUUUACGUCGCUUGAUUUUUUCCUCCUUUCCUCUUUCAUUUCUUAUUUCUCUUUCUCGCUUUUUCUUCUCUUUCUUUUCCACGUCAAUUCCCAUUCUUUUUUUUUCUCUCUCUGCGUUACCGACCUUUUGUGUCCUUCUCUUUUUAUUAUGGUCUCUUUUCUCAUUCUGUUUCGCUUUUCUAUUGCUUUAUUUUAAUUUUCUUUUUCUUUUUUCUUUGCUCACUCAUUUAUCCUUCUUUUGGUCUGAAUUCAUUUGUUUUCAGUUUUUUAUUCUCGCAUUCUUAAACCCUCCCAUUUUAACCCCACAUCUCUUUUACUCCAGUUUCCAUAUCUCUCUUUCUAAUUUAAUUUCUCGAUUUUUCGUUUUUUGUUUCAUCUCUCUCUCUUUCUCUGUUUCCCUUGAAAGACAUUUUCUUAUUCUACUCUCUCCCUCACUCUUUUUCAAUAUUGUAUCUUUUUUUUUUCGUUAUAAUCUUUCUCGUCACUCUCCUUUUCCUGGGUUACCCCCUCUUUAUUAUUGUUCCUUCUGUCGCUUUUUCCAUUUCCCUUUGUUUUUCAACUUUUCAUUACGCGUUUCCCUGUCUUCCUUCCCCUCACUUUUUCUCUAUUAUCCGCUCUCAUUUAACGCUUUUUUCUCUUCCCAUUCCCUCUACUUCAUUAUAUUUCAUUUUUCUGUUCCCUUUUUCUUUUUCACCGUCAUCCUUUUCUUUUUUGCUGUCCAUUUCUCCCCCUUCCUCAUUAUCCUUUUCUUUUUUCUCAUCUUCCACUCUCUAUUUCUCUAUUCCCUCUCUCGAUUUUCCCGUGUUCUUUGUAAAUUUCUCUCUUUCUUUUUUUUUUUUUACCUAAUUUCUCUUUCUUUCUAUAGCCGCUUUUCUGUUCCUAUUCUUUUUCUCUCUAAUCUUUCUUCUCAUUUUCUUAUUUGCUGCCUAUUCUUUCACAUUUUAUCUCUCUAUUAUUUCCAGCCACUUAGCGGACCUCUUUAUCCGCGGGUUCGUUUUCCGCAGUUACUGUUGCCCGUGGUCAGCCCAAGAAACAUCAAAGGUUUACAAAUAUGCCUGGUGUGUUCUAUCUAUCUAUCUAUCUAUCUAUCUAUCUAUCUAUCUAUCUAUCUAUCUAUCUAUCUAUCUAAUCCUGUUCAUUAUCUAUCUCUCUAUCCAUCUAAUUUUGUUCAUUAUCUUAUUCUCAUCAUUAUCUAUCUAUCUAUCUAUCUAUCUAUCUAUCUAUCUAAUUCUGUUCAUUAUCUAUCUAUCUAUCUAUCUAUCUAUCUAUCUAUCUAUCUAUCUAUCUAUCUAAUCCUGUUCAUUAUCUAUCCAUCUAAUUUUGUUCAUUAUCUAAUUCUGAUCAUUAUCUAUCUAUCUAUCUAUCUAUCUAUCUAUCUAUCUAUCUAUCUAUCUAUCUAUUUAUCUAUCUAUUUCUUUAUCUAUCUAUCUAUCUAUCUAUCUAUCUAUCUAUCUAUCUAUAUAUAUGUGUGUGUGUGUGUAUAA
Molecule: messenger RNA, 1653 nt
Organism: Acanthosepion pharaonis
Lineage: Eukaryota; Metazoa; Mollusca; Cephalopoda; Sepiida; Sepiidae
Source: the annotation of a GenBank genome assembly